Messenger RNA from Epinephelus fuscoguttatus (brown-marbled grouper), 3972 nucleotides. RefSeq names its product corticotropin-releasing factor receptor 1-like. NCBI's taxonomy places the organism in Eukaryota, Metazoa, Chordata, Actinopteri, Perciformes, Serranidae. The record is from RefSeq and is a predicted model, not a curated record. The transcript is spliced from 14 exons. The coding region runs from base 443 to 1753 and encodes 436 amino acids. Gene Ontology annotation, biological process: adenylate cyclase-activating G protein-coupled receptor signaling pathway; cell surface receptor signaling pathway. Gene Ontology annotation, cellular component: neuron projection; plasma membrane. Gene Ontology annotation, molecular function: G protein-coupled peptide receptor activity; corticotrophin-releasing factor receptor activity; corticotropin-releasing hormone receptor activity.
GGGACAUGACGGUGUGACCGGCGGAGUAACGCAUGCAUGCAAGAGGACUUUCUGGUCCGGGGCCAAACGUGAAGGGUACGGGAGUGUCCGUCUGAUGGUGCGCGUCUCUCCAAGGUGGAUCCGGUUUCCAGUCCGGUAACACAAACUGACUUCGUUUCGCGAGAAACCGACCCGAACGGAAAGGACAGCUGACACAUCUCCUCAUUACUGGAUCCCAGUAUGAUCCGAGCAGCUCGUUUGGACACCUGAUUGUGUCCACGCGUCUCUCUCUGUGGACACAAGUCACAUUCCCAACAACAUUUAUUUUCCGACAAAUUGUGCGACUUUUCUCUGCACAUUUAAACUCAGAGGAGACUCCGGGAGGAUACAACACUGUCACUGAGUCACAAGAAGACAUUUACCGUCACACCUGGACAUUAUGUGAAAAAUAAAAGGUGUGGAAAUGCGUCGCAAAGGCUUCUGUCUGCUUGAGGUGUGUGCCAUCAUCAGCCUCCUGCCUUCUGGCUGUUUAUCAGAUCUGACAUGUGAAGCUCUGCUCAUGCUGUCAGGAAAUGUCUCAUUACAGUCGCUGGCCUCCACCUGGAACCAGACCCUGAGCAACGCCACAGGUCAGUGGAGCGGCUCGGGACUCUCCUGUGACACUUCCAUUGAUGGCAUCGGCACCUGCUGGCCCAGGAGCAGCGCCGGCCAGAUGGUGGCACGACCCUGUCCUGAGAUGUUCUAUGGCGUCAGAUACAACACCACCAAUAAUGUUUAUAGGAAAUGUCUUGCAAAUGGGACGUGGGCGCUGAAGGGGAACUACUCCAUGUGUAAGGCCAUACUUCACGAGGAGAAAAAAGGCAAGAUGCACUACCAAAUAGCUGUGAUCAUAAACUUCCUGGGUCACUGCAUCUCCAUGGUGGCUCUGCUCGUAGCCUUCUUCCUCUUCUUGUGUUUGAGGAGCAUCCGCUGCCUGAGAAACAUCAUCCACUGGAACCUCAUCACCGCCUUCAUCCUGAGGAACGCCACCUGGUUUAUCGUCCAAAUGACCAUGAGUCCAGAGGUGCACGAAAGUAACGUGAUUUGGUGCCGUCUGGUCACUGCCUCCUUCAACUAUUUCCACUCCACCAACUUCUUCUGGAUGUUUGGCGAGGGCUGCUACCUCCACACCGCCAUCGUCCUCACCUACUCCACCGACAAGCUGCGCAAGUGGAUGUUCAUCUGCAUCGGCUGGUGUAUACCGUUCCCUAUCAUUGUGGCAUGGGCGAUCGGGAAGCUGUACUACGACAAUGAGAAGUGCUGGUUUGGGAAGCGAGCCGGCGUCUACACAGACUACAUCUACCAAGGUCCCAUGAUUCUUGUCUUAGUGAUCAAUUUCAUCUUCCUCUUCAACAUUGUGAGGAUCCUGAUGACCAAACUGCGAGCCUCCACCACGUCAGAGACGAUCCAGUACAGGAAAGCUGUGAAGGCUACGCUGGUUCUCCUUCCUCUCCUGGGAAUCACCUACAUGCUGUUCUUCGUGAACCCCGGCGAAGACGAGAUCUCUCAAAUCGUCUUCAUAUAUUUCAACUCGUUUUUGGAGUCCUUCCAGGGCUUCUUUGUGUCAGUGUUUUACUGCUUCCUGAACAGCGAGGUGCGCUCAGCUGUGAGGAAACGGUUCCACCGCUGGCAGGAGCAGCACUCGAUCCGAGCCCGGAUGACCCAGGCCAUGUCCAUCCCCACCUCACCUUCACGGGUCAGCUUCCACAGCAUCAAGCAGUCCACGUCACUAUGAGAGAGGAGGCCGGUAUCGUCCUGGAUACGAGCUUUAGGAUGAAACCCCCCGCCGACUGUCGUCAUCAUUUUCUGCCACAUCACUGGAGAACACUUUGCGAGCCGGGCUGUGGAGAGAGGCUGCAUCAGUCUCCGAAACCUCAGGAGGGACAUUAUACAGAGCUGAGAAUGGAUGGACACGGAGAUAAAGGACACUGCAGACGUUUGGAGACGAGAGGUUAGUGGAUCAAAAGAUGCACGUGACCAAGUUUGACUUUGAAUCUGGGUGUGAAUGUACAGCACUCCAUAUUCUGUAACGUUUGCCUGCCAUAGAGGUCUCUGUUGUUCCUGCCUGCACACUUUGUUUUUGUUUUUUUGCUAUCUUACGUCAGUGAGAACUCUGAGCUCGUGUCGCUGGACUGCACUGAACUGGAUUCCAUCCCAGCGGACACUGGACUCAAACCCAGUGACUAAAUAAUUUAACAGAUUUUAUUUUCAUCUUUGUUUUCGAUCGUCUGGUCGUAGUGUUUGUUCAUUUGCUGUUGUGCUAUCUUCCUUUCUGUUCUCAGCCAGCUUGGUGCAGUCGUGCUACGUUCAUCUAUUCUAAACACAUUCCAUACAUUUCUACCUGAAGAGUUUUGUUCCAGAAUGAAACCACGAGGAAAUGUUGAGCACAUGAGUGGGUUAGCAGUGAAGUUUGAAGAAUCGAGCCAAAGUCAGAAGGCAGUUAGCUCGAGCUGCGUUCACAUGCAGUCAGGCAGAAGGCACGGGAAAAACAAACAGUUGGACAGACGGGUUUAUGUUGCUAUGGUGACACCAUAUUGUUUACGAAAAAUGGAAUAAAACACAUUAAAUCUCAUUAUUUAAUGUUUAUCAUUUUAUAUACGUAUUCUAGGAAUGUCCAGUGCAAGAUGGCCUGUGGUAUCUCCUCGUGUGAAGAAGCUACGUAACAUCUGGUUGUAAAUUCUGUCGCGGAAGACGACAAAAAUUUAAACAUUUUGACUUUCAGCUGCAGCGUCAUCUACUGUUGCCGGUAUCCUCUGCUGACCUCACCUGAUUUUACCCUCCUGCUCUAUUCGGUUUGCCGUCCACCGUCUCCCUGAUUUCAUAUAAACACAGCUUAGCAUUAGCUUAGCUUUAGCUUAUUAGCUUAGCAUAUAGCCUGUCCUCUGUGUCCAAAAAUCAGUGUUUGAAUGUAACACAAGUGCUGAACUUAAGGACUAGUCUGAGGUGCUUUCAUGCCACUUUAUAUUUCUACACCAUCAUAUCUCAGAGGGAAAUAUUGUAGUUUUCACUGCACUACAUUUACAUUAUGUGUUAGCUUUAAAGGGUUGCAACGCUAUGAGAUUUUGACGGUACGAAAGCCGUCUCAGAAAAUAUUGUGAUUUCACAGUAUUUUAUAUUAUUAUCAAUCAGAACGACUCUUAAAGGAAUGAAAACAGAGGGAUUAUUGUUGACUGAACAAACGUUUUAUUACUAUAACUGAAACUUGAAACUAUUUGUUAAUUUAAGUUUGUUUAUAAAGUCUGUCCUUUAAAAAUAACAAAUAAAGGAGAGAUUCAACGUCCAGUUGCACUUUUUUUUUCAGUAUUGUAGAUAAGCAAAUGUACAGUGUGAUAACCAUCAACUUUUAUAUCACUGUAAACCUUAAGACUGGGCUAUCGCUGCAACCCUACAGCUUUAGCUACUUUACAAUCUUCAUGUAAAAAACAUUGAAAGACCUUUAUGAUUCCUAAUAUGUUUUGUUCGGCAAGAUCAUCUUAAAUAAACACCACUUUAUGAUUUUUGAGGCAUAAAUUCAGUCACCAGAGGUAAAAAGCAAACGUUAGGUUAUAAACAAACUUCACUCCAGUCACAUGACGUUAUGUCUCGCCCACAACGAGGCUGUAAAGUCAUAUUCGUUGUGAUGAUAUUCUGUCGUCUCAUUUAGCCAGGAGUUAAAUGUUAACUCAUCUCCAGGUUUCAGGACUCAUUCCUGGAGCACUCUGUAUGUUUGUCAUAAAUUAAAUUAUUUUUUAAGUUAAGUUUAUACACGUGCAGUUGAAAGCAUUCAUUGAUUGUUCAAGUAGUUAAUUGACAGAAAAUUAAACUAUUUUGAUUAAUUCCAAGAGUAAAAUCCUGCGUUUAUAUUAAUGCAUGCGUAAUGAUAAUCUAAUGAUAUAAUUUAUAAAAGUCACUGUCAUUUUCCUGAUUAUAUUUGCAUACUUUUACUUAAGUAACAUUUAUUUGUACAGUGUGGUA